Molecule: messenger RNA, 1092 nt
Organism: Populus euphratica (Euphrates poplar)
Lineage: Eukaryota; Viridiplantae; Streptophyta; Magnoliopsida; Malpighiales; Salicaceae
Gene: PPD5
Product: PsbP domain protein (Mog1/PsbP/DUF1795-like photosystem II reaction center PsbP family protein)
Exons: 11
Coding region: 55-942 (295 amino acids)
Biological process (GO): photosynthesis
Cellular component (GO): photosystem II oxygen evolving complex; extrinsic component of membrane; photosystem II
Molecular function (GO): calcium ion binding
Source: RefSeq, a predicted model, not a curated record
CGUGAAGUGGAUGAGGUAAGCUUAUAACAGUGGAAGAAGGAAGAGACCACGGCAAUGGCAAUGGCUCUUCUUUGUUCUCCUUCACACUUCACAACCCAUCACCACAAUCCUUUCUUUAGGAACCAAAGUAGGAUCUUGUUAAGCCAGAAGAAAUGUAAAUUAAAAGAGAAGAUUAUGGCAUGUUCAUGUGCUUGUUCCUCUUCAGAUCCCAGUUUAAAAAAUGGGUUUUGUAGAAGGGACUUGGUGCUUUUUGGUCUCUCUUCUUCAUUAUCCAUUGCCUUCCCAUCUUCAGGGAUACUUGCUGAGGAAGAUCUGAAAAUGGCUUCAGUGGUUGAUGAAAUAAACGCCUAUACUUAUUCAUAUCCAGUGGAAUUGCCAUCUAAGAAGUUCCUCUUCAAAUGGGUGGAAUCCAGAAAACCUGAACGCUAUUCAUCAGCUGCACCACUGUCCCCUGAUGCACGCCUGCGCAUUGUGUCCGAGCGUGUUGACAUCAUUGAUAACCUCAUCCUCUCUGUUUCGAUAGGUCCCCCAAAUCUUCAGUUUGUAAAAUCUAAAGACAAGAGUACCUGGGCUGCAAAAGAUGUUGCUGAUUCUGUUUUGUCUGACAAGUCUUCACUGCGAGUCACUUCAACUCAACGUUUGUCUGAGAGUUCAAUUCUUGAUGCACAUGCUAAUGAAAUUGAUGGUGAGCCAUACUGGUUUUAUGAAUAUAUUGUACGCAAGUCGCCCACCAAAAAUGCUCAAGAAUCAAAUCUUUUCCGACGCUACAUUGCUUCAACAGCUGAACGAGAUGGGUAUUUGUACUCUCUAAGUGCUUCAACUCUAAGCAAGCAGUGGGACAAGAUGGGGCCCUACUUGGAAAAAGUUGUGGCCUCUUUCCGCCUUCUCCCUCCCACAGGGGACUAUGUACCUCCAUACAAGGAUCCAUGGAGAUUUUGGUGACAAGCUUUCAUCUUAUAUUCAUUUAUAAUAUCUCACUCCUUUUUUCUUGUCAAUUCAGCAAGUGUAAAGUUCAGGGAAAAUUUAGUCAUCUGUAUUUUUCUUUCGUUGCAUGAUUUUGUUGAAUUCAUAAUCACAAACUGGGUUUUAUUA